Molecule: messenger RNA, 2603 nt
Organism: Darwinula stevensoni
Lineage: Eukaryota; Metazoa; Arthropoda; Ostracoda; Podocopida; Darwinulidae
Source: the annotation of a GenBank genome assembly
AUGGAACACUUGCGUGAAUUCCUUCCAUUGAUCGAAAGGUUUUAUCCCGAUGAAGGUCCUUCGAAAGAGUCAAGACGUGCUGUUGCACACCAGAACGUAGGUUCUCGUGAAGAUUCUUAUCGUUGUCGUAUCAAACGCAUCGCGACCAUGACGAUGGAUUUGUACUACAUGCUGUCCAGUCCGCCCUGCCGAAGUGUCAUGCUUCUGGCCAAGGAUUUGGGCGUGGAACUCAACCUCAAGCGUACCGACCUCAAUGUAUCGGCUCAUCUCACUCCUGAGUACCUCAAGAUGAAUCCGCAGCACACAAUCCCAACGAUGGAUGACGACGGAUACAUCCUUCACGAAAGCCGAGCCAUCCUGCGCUAUGUAUGCAGCAAGUUUGCCAAGGACGACAAAUUGCACCCGAAAGAUCUGAAGGAGCACUUAUACUACAUGCUGUCCAACCCGCCCUGCCGGAGUGUCAUGCUUCUGGCCAAGGAUUUGGGCGUGGAACUCAACCUGAAGCUAACCGACCUCAACGUAGGAGCUAACCGCACCCCCGAGUUCCUCAAGAUGAAUCCACAUUACACGAUCCCAACGAUGGACGACGACGGAUACAUCCUCCACGAAAGCAAAGCCAUCCUGCGCUACCUCAACAACAAGUAUGCCAAAGACGACGACUUGUACCCUAAGGACCUGAAGGAGCGUGGAAUGGUGGAUCAAAGACUGGAUUUCGACUGCUGCUCCUUCUAUCCGGCCCUCCUCGACUGUGUCAAGCCCAUAUUUCUCGGCUUGACGAAGACCGUGAGCGAGGAGAACAAGGAGAGAGUUAAGGAGGUACUGGGAUUACUGGACAAGUUCAUCGAGACAUCUGGAGGAUACGCGGCCGGGAACCGACUCACACUAGCUGACUACGCCUUCGUUGCCGUCGUCUCCUCCUUCGAGGUCCAGUCAUUCGAUGCAACGAUGAUGUUNCCCCCCCCCCUUUUUUUUUUUUUACCGGUCGGCCCUCCAUGCCGAAGCGUGAGGCUGAUGGGGAAGCGAGUGGGAGUCGAGUUGAACCUCGUCGAGAUGGAUCCGUUCGAGGGGACUCAAGAAUUUCUCAAGAUGAAUCCCCUGCACACCAUUCCCACGAUCAACGACGACGGAUUCGUUCUCUAUGAAAGUCGGGCGAUUUUGCGCUAUUUGUUCAACGUAUACGGAAAGGACGAGUCUUUGUACCCGAAGGAUCCGAAGGCCCGAGCCAUCGUCGAUCAACGCUUGGACUUCGACAUUGGGAUUCUCUGGCCGAUCGUCUACAGGAACGAAAAAUCGAUCUCGGAAGAAGCCAAGAAGGACCUGAAGGAGACUCUGAAGAUCUUGGACGGAUUCAUCGAAGCAUCCGGCGGGUAUUGCGCCGGGAGGCACCUCACUCUUGCGGACUUCUCCAUCGUCCCCACCGUUUCCAGCGCGGAGGCCGUCGGGGUGGAACUGAACCUGAUCGAGACCAGCCCCAUCACCGGGGCCACGCGCACUCCCGAGUAUCUCAAGAUGAAUCCUCUGCACACCAUUCCCACCAUCAACGACCACGGAUUCAUUCUCUACGAAAGUCGUGCGAUCAUGCGCUAUUUGUUCAACGUGUACGGAAAGGACGAGUCUUUGUACCCGAAGGAUCCGAAGGCCCGAGCCAUCGUCGAUCAACGCUUGGACUUCGACAUCGGGAUUCUCGUCGGGAAGUGGAGAGCCUGCGUGCGGCCGAUCGUUUAUGGGAACGAGAAAUCGAUCUCGGAAGACGCCAAGAAAGAUCUGAAGGAGACGUUCGAGAUCCUGGAUGGAUUCAUCGAGGCCUCUGGCGGGUAUUGCGCGGCGUCGCAUAUCACUCUGGCCGAUAUUUCCAUCGUUCCGAUCGUCUCCAGCGUCGAGAUGAAUCCCCAGCAUACGAUCCCUACCAUGGACGACAACGGCUUCCACCUUUGGGAGAGCCGUGCCAUCAUGACCUACCUGAUGAACAAGUAUGGAAAGGAUGACAGUCUGUACCCGAAGGACCCCAAAGCCCGGGCAAUCGUUGAGCAAAGGCUCUACUUCGACAUGGGCACUCUCUACCAUCGAUUCGGCGAAUACGUCUACCCGGUGAUGUGGGGAAAGGACACCUCUCUGGAUCCCGAGAAAAAGAAGAAACUGGAAGAGGCCCUGGGCUGGCUGGACGGUUUCAUCCACAAGUCCGGCGGGUACUGUGCCGGCAAGCACGUCACCCUUGCAGAUUUCGCCAUAAUCGCCUCCAUUGCUACGAUCGAGGCGGCGGGAGUGGUGGAGCUGGCCCAGUACAAGCAUCUGUCGGAAUGGUUCGCCAAAUGCAAGGGGGAGAUGAAGGGCUACGCUGAACUCAAUCACGAUGGAGCCGUCCAAUUCGGAGAAUGGGCUAAGAGCAAGCUCACUGGCAAAUGAAUACACCACUUGUCGUCCGGGCUCCUUUUUAAAUUUCCUCGUUUAUUCAAUUUAUGAAUUUCCCUGUUUUUCGGAUUUUAUUUGCAUCCCUGUGAUAGUUUUAAUUCCUCUUGAAAUCCGGUGGCGCCAAAAUUUUUUUUUCUUUAUGGAGCCAAUUUGGGAAUAAACAUUCCUGCAGAAAACUUUUUUUUUCUUUUGCG